AUGACUUCUUCGUUGAUCGCCAAGCCAUUUCAGCAUGAUGGCUUACCGGAUGUGACCAUCAAAGGUCUGAGCACGGCGCUUCGAACUCUUCCCCUCUUUGAUACAAACAAAGCCUACUUGAGAAUCACUGAACGGUCUGAUCAGUUCUCUUUUAUGAUCAAUGGAACGACCGGAGCUUCCGCAACCCUCCGUGAUCCCGAUACAAGCAAUCUACAGACUUUGACCGGUAUUGAAGCUGUACAAUCUCUGGCUGACUCCACUAGGGCUAUCGGAAUCGCGGACAUUCGAUAUGAUCCAAAUGGUAUCAGACAGUGUGUUUCUCUGCACGAGGCUGAGAAAUAUCGCCGAGAUGCUCUUACACGGGUCACUUUUCUCUUGUAUGCUGAUCACGUCAGUGAACAUCUGGAGAAAUGCAAAAUACCACCGCUUCGUAGUCUCUUUCGCUAUGGAGGUUUCCCCAAAGCCUUUAUUGAAUCACUUUCCAGUGAAGACUCGAUCGCUGAUAUGACUGAGCACAUGGGCCUUGGUGAGGCUACCUGGAUAGAAGCCUCCCUGUUCCUUGUGCAGUAUUUUAGCCAACCAGAACGACCACAGAUUCUGUCAAGUGACGAUAUAUGGAAGAGCCCCGUGGGAGAUAUUGCAUUGAGAUGCAUUCAGCAAGCUAGUGGAUCACCCUUGGCAGGCCGCGUUGCACUUGGUGCAAUGAGAGCUCUGCCAAUGGGCAUUUUCGAUAACGCCGCAUUUCGACCACCAGAGCGCGAAGAGGUUCUGGGACUCUUGGAGAAUAUGCCUUUCCACCCCGAGUCUGGUACGAAGACAGAAGAGAUCCUCAAUCAGAUCCAGAGUCUUGGAGGUGCAGAGGGAUGGCAAUCCCAUAACCACCAGCUUACAGUACUCUGGGAGAAACAGCAGCAGAUUGUUUCAGAAGAAGCAGAGAGCCUCGCGCGCAGUGUUGAUACAGUCCCACAGCAUAUGAUUUCCUUGCAAGAUAUGGCGGCAUACCCCUUGCUGCACUUUGUACCGUUGAGAGUAGAGGCAAUUGCUAUCAUCCACUACUUGAAGAAUUGCGCAUCCGCCAACUUUAUUGUGCAGAGGCCGGGGCCAUGGACUCAGUAUAGAUAUCAACCCCCUUCGAACAAUGGGUCAGGCACAUGUUUUGUCGCUGGAACCAAGAUCAUCACAAAAGCUGGAAACAAGCCUAUCGAAGGUCUCGAAGAAAACGACUGGGUAUUGACUAACGGAGCAAAGGACGAGUGGGGCCUCGUGUCUGACGAAAGAGUUGUCAUCCCAGUGGACUCGCCUAUCAUAUACGGGUUCAAUAAUGAAUCUCCGUUUUUCACCGCUGGUCAUGUCUUUCACACCACUACUGGCCUCCGAGCCCUCGAUGCAGAGCUCGCCAUGAAGGAAAAUCCUUGGGCAGAAGUCGGUCGGCUUUCAGCUGGUCAUAUUCUAUACCGCCUGGGAAAGGAUGGGAAGACAUACGACCUAGUACCCAUUCUUGACAUCAACUGGCGCCGGAUGCCCGAGGUCACCGAGGUUUACGGUGUACAUCUUCGUGAGGGCCGGCGAAGCUACCAUGCUAAUGACUAUCUUGUCAUGGUCAACUAUCCAGAGAUUACACUCAAACGAAUUUGUUCUACAAUUGCGACGUUCUCACAGGAGGAUCAAGUACGACUUCUGCAAUCAUUGAAAGAACUAAAUCCUCUCUUCGAACGAUUCGGAAUUGCAACAGUCUCCGAGAUGGUUCAGCGCGAAGUCGAUGCAGCAAAGAAUAGCUUGACUGCGCGGAUGUACAAGGUCACUGAGAACAAGCUGGCCGGUCUUUCCCAUGCAUCGGUAUGUUUCUAUCCAGAAGAGAUACCUAGUCAGGACUACUCCCAGCUUCCACACCAGCUCCCUGUUGUAACUCUAUUCGACGGAGUCAUUUCAGUAAAUGGAGUCAUUUGUGAGUAUGGCCGUGUGGAUAAUGCCAGCAGUGAAGUAAGAUGGUCGCGCUUUAUCGGCCAGAAUGUGGUUGAGCAUGGAGUCUUAUCCAUAGAAGACCCACGCUAUCAUUCAGGCAUUGGUCGGAUUUGCUACAGCACGGACUACGACGGAGAUGAUCUUCUGGACCUCCCAGUGUUUCAGUAUUUGACUUAUGGCUCUGAGUGUGAGCUCCAGAUGGACACCCUCAGUGUCGGUGUUACAAAACAAGAACUGUUUUUCAAAGCAGCAUCUUUUGAGCCCAUUCAACUCAAUACAGACGGGCCCAUAGAAGAUUUAAAUGAUGAGUUAGCGUUCAAGUCCAUCAGUACGGAAGAGGAAAAGAUAGCAGCAGUCGAUGAGAUCAUAACACCAGAAGUGCGCGCCGAGACAGUGACCAGAAGCUCUGCCCCCCGGACCGAUAUCCGCUUCGAAGUAAAGCCACGGGAAUUUGAUGUUGUCUACGACGAAGCACCUCUACAAAAGGACCAAGUACAAAUUCAGAGACAACUCGACUUCGGACCUAUACAACUGACGACUCAGCGAGUGAUCUCGGAUGGAACUCCAGGAAUUCUGUUCACUGAUGUCGCAAUCCCUAGCCUGGAUACCAUUUUGGACUUAUGGAAUCACAAACAGAGUGAUGAGACCUUGAAGAUCUCACGGCUGUAUGAGACGGCGGUCGUGAUGCAUAACGGGCGACUAAAAGCCACUGUCACAAUCCUACCAACAACCUUAGAGAGCUUGGAGAGUUUGGAGGAUAGGAAAGACGCUGAGGAUCCUUCGAAAACUCUAACUUUCAAGGAUGAGCUUGGAGAGGAGGCUAAACUGCCUUUGCUGUUUGCUAGGCUCGAGUUAAACUUUUCAGACGACAAGAGUGAGAUUGUGUCUGGAACAUUGUGGGAAUAUAAUCAAGAUCCUUCAAGAGAGGGAGCUGAAGGUAUCAGGUAA
Messenger RNA from Fusarium musae, 2910 nucleotides. RefSeq lists its product as uncharacterized. Lineage: Eukaryota; Fungi; Ascomycota; Sordariomycetes; Hypocreales; Nectriaceae. The coding region runs from base 1 to 2910 and encodes 969 amino acids. The record is from RefSeq and is a predicted model, not a curated record. The transcript has 4 exons.